AAGAAUUGAUUUUUUAAUAUAAAUAUCUCCGACAAUAAUUUUCCUAUUUUAUGUCCACGAUCUAAGGCCCAAAACACAAAGCGAAGUAAUUCAACCUUUUGCAGCACAUGUCUCCGCUAAAUGCCGAAGCAGCCAGCACUAGAAUCCACGAACAGAAUCAAAAAAUGCUCGACACCACCCCAUGUCUACCACGUGUAUCGUUUCCGACCCUCUAGAUCCUGCCUGUCCUGCUUAAUCCAACGGUCUAUCUUCCACCACGCGAUCUCAUCCCACUGGAAAAACUAGCGGUUCACAUUCUGCCACGCGUCCAACCCCCUUCAUUAUUACCCCGACGAUCCAACGGACUCAAUACCUCCCCCUGCUUCCUGUUCUCUGCAACACCGUCCACUCUCUUUCCCCGUUGCAUUCUCCUAAUUCGCCGCCACCCACUGAAAUCUCCGUUUUACCCUUGGUCUUUUUCCCAUAUCCCUUCAUCAUCCUCUCGCUCUUCGUUUUCCUGCGUUCUCAUCGCCGACGAUCGGAGUACAGUGCGAUCCGGAUCGGCCGCGAUUGGAAUCUGAUGGCGGAUUCGGAUAACGAGUCGGGUGGGGGGAACGGCGGCAACGCGAACUGCGAUUUGUCAACGAAGGAACAGGAUAGGUUCUUGCCGAUAGCGAACGUGAGCAGGAUAAUGAAAAAGGCGUUGCCGGGGAACGCGAAGAUCUCAAAGGACGCGAAGGAGACUGUGCAGGAGUGCGUAUCGGAGUUCAUAAGCUUCGUGACGGGGGAGGCGUCGGACAAGUGCCAGAGAGAGAAGAGGAAGACGAUCAACGGCGACGAUUUACUGUGGGCCAUGACCACUUUAGGGUUCGAGGAUUAUGUGGAGCCCUUGAAGAUUUACCUACAGAAGUACCGGGAGAUGGAAGGAGAGAAGACUUCCCUUGGGAAACGCGAGAAGGACGGUGGCUCCGGUGGAAGCGGGGUUGUUGGUUUUAAUGGCGCAGAGGGUAUGUACGGUGGGAUGACAGUAGGGCAUCAUCAGGGACAGAUGUAUGGUUCUGGUGGGUUUAACCAAGGAAACGGUGGUGGUGGAGGAUCCAACAUGAGAUCCAGGUAGCUUUAGUCAUAGUUUUCAAGAUCGAACCAAUGAACUGUUUUCGCUGGAUGGAGAAUUCAAGUUAGAGUCAAAUAACUUGUGAAGUACUAUGAUGUGCUAUCUUAAUAUGUUACAAUUAACCUUUUUUUUCCCCCUAGUAAAUUAUCUAAAGGCAGGGAUGGCUGUGAAGAAGUUAUGGGGAAGACAAAAUGAGAUAUAGAGUUCAGAGGAGUGAUUUUGCAGCAUUUAUAGUGUAAUAUGGGAAAUGAGAUAGAGAUUAUAGGAUCUUGGUACAAUUGUGACCUUCUUAUGAUAAAAUGUUAGUUGUAUCAAAGCGUGGGAGAGGAGACAUCAACAUGUACUUUACUCCCUUUAAUUUCUCCUAGAGGUUUAAUGAAAUGGAUCAUAGUUUGUUGGUGUUGUGCA
Neltuma alba is the source of this 1501-nucleotide messenger RNA. Its product is annotated as nuclear transcription factor Y subunit B-3-like. Gene Ontology annotation, molecular function: protein heterodimerization activity; RNA polymerase II cis-regulatory region sequence-specific DNA binding; DNA-binding transcription activator activity, RNA polymerase II-specific. NCBI's taxonomy places the organism in Eukaryota, Viridiplantae, Streptophyta, Magnoliopsida, Fabales, Fabaceae. Gene Ontology annotation, cellular component: nucleus; CCAAT-binding factor complex. Gene Ontology annotation, biological process: regulation of transcription by RNA polymerase II. The record is from RefSeq and is a predicted model, not a curated record.